UGACUUUGCAAGGAAUUGAGUGGAUUAGGCUGAGUUUCUUUUGUCUUUGAACAUGUUUGAUUCUGAGACAAUCUUAUGCUGUUUUAUACACAUAAAUUCCCAAAUUUUUAGUGUACCGAUUUUUUUAUGAUUCUUGGUCACUCCGGGUUUGUCAAAUUUUAGGAGGGGCAAUAUCAUAGAGAAUUUAUUAGAAGAAAGUUGGUUUCCAAUUUGUAUGCUUGGCAUCACAGAAUCUUUGCUCAGAUAUGCCUGUUUGUUAAUCAAAGCCAUGAAAAGAAAAACUACAUGUAGUACGGUAGUAAUUUAUAAAAGUAGAUAAAUAAAAUUGGGAGUAAAUUUAUUACUGGCUCUGCAUUAAGAGCCAGUGGGUUUGGAGUGUUGUUCCUUCAUCAAUGCUCCUUCUUGCAGCUGGAUAUAGAAUUAUGAUAAUUUUUGAUUGUGUGGUUUGCAGGUAGGAAGAAUCUAUCAGGUAGGACAGAUGUUUGUGAAUAAUACAGUGCGCAGCAGUCUAGGCUGACAUCUCUUGAAUCAAAGAGACUUAAACAGAUGGUGUCCUUGACUCCUACAGUAAUAAGAGGCUAGAUUAUGCAUUUAUUUCAGCUCAUACUAGUGUGUACUAGUUUUGCAGCAACCAAAUUGUUCACCAAUAUACUGUAUGUCUUAUGCCUUGUUUUCCAAGGAUGUAUAUAUUUAAUGUAUGAACUUCGGAUACUUGGGGCACUGUAAGGGCAGAGAGGACAGAUAUAAAGAAUCUCAUGUAAUAGCAAUGUAUUGAAAGAAAUUAAAUGCACGUUACAUACAUAAAAAGUCUAAUGCAAUCUUUCUAUAGCUGUGAAAUGCUUUACAUAUAAUGUAUAAAAUGUUGGGUGUACAUUGCAACAAUGCGUCUUAGCUUGGAAAUCACCAUGGUUUGCUCUCUAUGCUGUCAUAUUUAGUACUGAUUGUAAUUCUUUGACAAAUCUUUAAACUCUCAAUGUUUAGUUAUGGAUAUGUUAAGCUAUAUACACUGAAAAAUUGUUGGAGCUUAUAUGAAUACUGAUAGUAAGUUUUCAGUAAAAAAAAAAAAAGAAAGUUACAUUCAAGCCUGUAUUUUGUCUAAUCAGCCAAGAUAACAUUUAUCUUGCAUUCAUCUUGCUAAAAUUUAGAAACUGAUUUCUAUUAUCUGCUGUAGUUCAUGGCCAUAUUAAGGUAGAGCUGCCUUUUAUGUAAUUAACAUAAACCAAUAUGUGAUAUUUCACUCAAACUUUUUCAAAAAACUUCAAAUGGCUUCAGAAGGACAUCAUGGAAUAAUUGUACAGAUUAACAUUAUUCACCCAGACUACCCGUCAUUAUAGUGUAGCUUCAAAUGAGAUUAGUUUGUGCAUCCAAAGGAAAAUCAUUGAUGCCCUCCACCUCCUACUGUUCACUGCUUACAUAAUGCAUCAAGGCAUAGAAAUGUCUAAAAUGUAGAAUGCUGGUAAUUAAACACAAAAGUGAGGUGAGAGAACAGCUGGAUGUGUAAAUUCAGAACCAUUAUACAAAUAAAUGCACAUAUAUAAUAACAUACUAGAUAUUUUUCGAGUCUUGUGCACAGGUGAACUCAUUCUUAUUAAUAAUUCCUCAAAAAGUACAGGAUAAAGGCAAUUCACAAUAAUAAAAUAUUUUCAGAACAAAUAUUCUGAAACAUUAAUCAAGUACAUUGUCUAAAUUAAAAACAAAAAUAUGUUAUAAUAAAAGCCGAUGUUGGGCAAAAAAUGACAUUUACUGCAUUUAAUGCUUUGAUUAUUUGCUGCAUAUCACCUUAAAACAAGACCUGGCUCUCUCUAUUCCUUUUUUAUGUUUUGAUUUGCAAAUUUGUCAGCAGAUCAAAGCCCAUCCAACACACUAAGGAAUUAAGCAAAGGGAACUCCUCACCAUAAAAGAUAUCAUAUAAAUGAUGAUGGUAUCCAUAUUUUUAGCAUAACAAUAGAACAGCCAACUGAAGGCACUGCACAUGAAUAAAUCAUUAUCAGUAUCGGCAGUAUAAGACAAAUCUUUGGAUGCAAACAGACAAUAAACAAUACAACAUACACUGCAGCACAUCUAAAUCUACCUUUUCUAACAGUCUAUAGGAUAAACACAACCUCUCAAAUGUAGAAAAUGAGUUAGUGUUAUUACAUCCCAGUAUACAAACAUCAACAAAUAUUAGUAUUGUGCAAAAUAUUUGUUUUACCUUACAUACAUGUUCAAAACAGAAACCAUUAUUUGUCACCAUCGACAAAAUCAAGCAAAAUAGCUUUUUUUCAAAUAAAACUGUAAUACACAUUUCAUACAUUUUUCGAAAGUUGAUGUAUUCAAAGAACACUUUUGGGUAGGUAGGUUUCUUUAUUUACAGCAUUCUUACUGUGAUUUUACAGAACAGUUUACAUAGUCACAUACUGUAGACAUUUCCAGAUGAAAUACUAACUGGUGCUGCGGUGAAGAAGUCAAAACAGUGAUACACUUUGGUGUUUAUCUGUCACUACGGCUUGAGACAGACAAGGAGAGCAUAUUUUUUCUGCAUGGUUUCCUUCGCUGAGAGGCUGAGACCAUCUCCCUCGGGAUCCCAUCAGAUGGGGGGACUGUGCGAGAAGACAUGUCUAUGUGCAUGCGUGAAGAGCGAGAGAGAGCUAGAGCGAGGGAAAGAGCAUGUGUGUGCACACAGAAAGGAAAGGGGCAGAGUGUGAGUGCGAGUGCAGAUGAUGCUGCUCGUGGAAGGAGAUGGUGCAGGUUUUGGAUUUCCUUCCUGUGCUACGAGAUUUUCCCCACUAAGGUUUGACCUCUGCGUUCUGUCAGUUUGGCACCUCAGCCUUUUAGAAAGACACAGAACGACAAAGGGAAGGGAGGAGGGUGGUACAGGCAGAGGAUAUCAUGUGUGCACUAUAACUAAGGACAAGGAGCAGGCAGAGUUGGUGAAGAGGGGUUUAUUGGCCAGAACCGGCAACAAAGACAAAAGAGGUAAAGCCUCUGAAGCCUCGUUACUCCUCGGAUUCCAUGUGCCACUGGCAUCUCACCGAGGGCGAAUAGGAUGUCUGUGUCUGGAAAAAAGGAGUUUGACGUGAAGCAGAUCCUCAGGCUCCGCUGGCGCUGGUUCAGCCACAGCACUCAAACCUCAGCUGGGAAUGGGGGCUACAUCCAACAGGAAGGUUUCGACCACCGGGGAACACCAGUCCGGCUGAAGAGUCACUCCCGGGACAGAGGAGGACUCCGCAAGAACAACAGCCCCGUGCACAGCAUUCUGGCACCUAACCCUGGACCCACGCCUGUUUAUGUCAGGCCAGGUGAUCAAUCAUGGCACCAGCAAAACAUCAUCCAGCACCUCCAAGCUAGCGAGGAGCAGCUUCCCAACAGCAACUCACCUUGCAGUGCCAGGAAAGAGGAGGCGAAGAGCAGCCAUGAGGAUGUGAAGAGCAAUCCGGAGGAUCCCUGUGAGGAGGAAGCCACAGACAGGUUGGCUUUGAGCAGUUUCUCUAGGAUGAGCUCCAACUGCUCUGAUGAGUUUUUCCAGGCCACAAACCAUGCGGAACAGACCUUUCGAAAGAUGGAGACCUAUCUUCAGCACAAGCAGCUGUGUGAUGUACUUUUGAUAGCUGGAGACCACAAGAUCCCCGCACACAGACUUGUCCUGAGCUCAGUUUCAGACUACUUUGCUGCCAUGUUCACCAAUGACGUGAGGGAGGCAAAACAAGAGGAAAUUAAAAUGGAGGGUGUUGAUCCUGAGGCGUUGCGAGCACUGGUUCAUUUUGCAUAUACUGGAGUCCUGGAGCUAAAAGAGGACACAAUUGAAAGUCUGUUAGCUGCUGCUUGUCUCCUCCAGCUCUCACAAGUUAUUCAGGUCUGCUGUAACUUUCUGAUGAAACAACUGCACCCAUCCAACUGCCUGGGGAUCCGUUCGUUUGCUGAUGCUCAGGGAUGCAUGGAUCUUUUGAACGUUGCCCACAACUACACUGUGGAACACUUUCUAGAGGUCAUUCAGAAUCAGGAGUUCCUCUUGCUGCCCACAACAGAAAUUGUCAAGCUUUUGGCCAGCGAUGACAUCAACGUUCCAGAUGAAGAAACGAUUUUCCAAGCCCUGAUGAUGUGGGUUCGCUAUGAUGUGCAGCACCGACAACAGGAUCUGGGAGUGUUGCUGGCAUAUAUUCGACUUCCCCUUUUACCACCACAGCUACUUGCUGAUCUGGAAAACAAUAAGAUGUUUUCAGAAGACCUGGAAUGCCAGAAGCUCCUGAUGGAAGCCAUGAAAUACCAUCUUUUGCCAGAACGCCGUCCGAUGCUACAGAGCCCAAGAACCAAACCACGCAAAUCCACUGUUGGAUCGCUCUAUGCUGUUGGAGGCAUGGACGCCUCUAAAGGGUCUACAACGAUAGAGAAAUACGACCUUCGCACAAACAGAUGGAUCCAAGUUGGUAUCAUGAAUGGGCGAAGACUUCAGUUCGGGGUUUCAGUGAUUGAUAACAAACUCUACGUGGUUGGAGGAAGGGAUGGACUCAAGACCUCUAACAUGGUGGAGUGCUACAACCCAAUCACUAAAGUGUGGUCCACCAUGCCACCAAUGUCAACCCACAGACACGGAUUAGGAAUUGCUGUGCUAGAGGGGCCCAUGUAUGCAGUGGGAGGCCAUGACGGAUGGAGCUACUUGAACACAGUAGAAAGGUGGGACCCCCAGGCGAGGCAGUGGAAUUAUGUGGCUAGUAUGUCCACACCACGCAGCACAGUCGGGGUCACUGCUCUCAAUGGAAAGUUGUUUGCUGUUGGCGGUCGUGAUGGAAGCUCCUGCCUGCGAUCGAUGGAAUGUUUUGAUCCCCACACCAAUAAGUGGAGUAUGUGUGCACCCAUGUCAAAGAGGAGGGGAGGAGUGGGCGUGGCCACAUAUAACAGUUUUUUGUAUGCAGUCGGAGGACAUGAUGCACCAGCUUCAAGCCAUUGUUCACGUCUCUCUGAUUUUGUGGAGAGGUAUGACCCCAAAACAGACACAUGGACUACAGUGUCCUCUCUGAGUGUCCCCCGGGAUGCAGUGGGGGUGUGUCUGCUGGGAGACAGGUUAUAUGCGGUCGGAGGAUAUGACGGUCAGACCUACUUAAACAGUGUCGAGUCCUAUGAUGCACAGAACAAUGAAUGGACUGAGGAGGUCCCUCUAAACAUCGGGAGGGCGGGGGCAUGUGUGGUGGUCGUGAAACUCCCUUGAAGGCUCAGAGUCUGAGCUGUGACCUCAAGAGGAGGCCUGCGAUAUCAACACUUGGAAUGCUCUUUUCACGUAGUACACAACAUUCAUCAAAGCUAUCGUCAACACUGGAUUCACCUCUACAGAUUUAGACAGCCGUGUGCCGUUCAGUCUGUUUUUGCUCAGAUAUUUCAGCACUAUUUCAGACUGGAUUUAAAGGGGGGAAAAAUAAUUAUUAUAAGAUUUUACUUAAUUACAUGAGACAUUUUAUAUUAAAAGAAUACUUUUGAAAAUGCAUCCAGACAGAAUUUGAGUUACAAUUUUUCAUUUUAAUAUUUACGUCUUGUUAACCUCAUCACAUUUUUGACAUUAUAUCUUUUAACUAUAUGAAAAUCAGAUGUAAUUUUAAAGAUAGCAGCAUAAUUGUUUACUUGUGCAAUUUUGUGAAAAAUGUAUUUUAAUCUUAGAUAAAUGAUUUUAAAAGACCACUGUGAAUACUUCCAGCUGUAUGCUUGCAACAAACAAAUUUUGGUAUACCCAAAAUGUUUGUGGACACGCACUCAUGCAGUUCUCAUCUAAAUACAUUUUUUUUGGUCUGAGACUUGGGUCAGCACGAAAUUACAUUAAGAAGCUGUCUCUGAAGUAGAAAAAAGCAAAAUAAAUAAAAAAAACACCAAAGUAAUUAGCAUGUAUUAGUAAGUCAUUAUUAAAAUGGUAAUAAGGUUUACAGUAAAA
Molecule: messenger RNA, 5893 nt
Organism: Cyprinus carpio (common carp)
Lineage: Eukaryota; Metazoa; Chordata; Actinopteri; Cypriniformes; Cyprinidae
Gene: klhl4
Product: kelch-like family member 4
Molecular function (GO): protein binding
Source: RefSeq, a predicted model, not a curated record